AUGCAGUCAGGUACCGGCCCUGCUCAUUGGAUGGCUCCUGAGGUUUUCACAUGUCACUAUACGGAGAAAGCAGACAUCUUCUCCCUCGGUGUUCUAUUCAACGCAAUCCUUGUUCGAGACUUCGCUUACUCGGCUAACGAGAGGCGAUGGUACGGCGCAUUCGUGAAGGUUUCUGGUGGAGUAAAACUUGGCCUCGGGUAUGCGAUGGCAAUACUCGGUCCAGCGGCCAUGACCGAGUUCGUUCAUGAUCACAAGCUGAGCGAGGAGAAUGGAUUCCGAGGUUUGAUAAUAGAUACUCUGAAUUAUGUCCCGCAGGAAAGACCCAGAGCCGAAGAAAUUUACUACAGAAUUGAGGAAAUCGCCACAAAUAUCCGUCUGCAAUGGUCUGAUGAGGAGCAUAUCCACGACAAGCGUUCAAAAGGAAGGAAAGUGCGUAGGCCGAGAAUGAGGAACAAGUGCUUGAUUAGUUAG
This is a messenger RNA of Pocillopora meandrina, 471 nucleotides long. Lineage: Eukaryota; Metazoa; Cnidaria; Anthozoa; Scleractinia; Pocilloporidae. The record is from the annotation of a GenBank genome assembly.